AUGGCCGAUUCCAUGACCGGAAGUGUAGAGCAGUGUGCUGUAGAAUGCGUUACUGUGUCAUGUGCAGCUUUCUUGUACGACACCUCCGCAAUGACCUGCAGGCAAUUGUCAAAACCUCUCACUGCAGACAUCAUCACAACACAUCCAGAGAUGAAGGCGGUGCAGUACUAUCUGUCCGAUAUAGGAUGUGGUGAGGAUGACUGGACCCUCUACAGAAAACACUGCUACCGUUAUUACGACAUCGAACUCUCCUGGGAUAAUGCCAAGACUGUGUGUGAAGGUGACAACUCUUCCCUCGUACAGUUGGAGACGGCAGACGAAGCAUCAUGGUUAUUGUCAACUAUAGUACCAAACGGUGAACCAGUGGACCCUUUUAAUAACUGUACUUGGGUAGGAGCAACAGAUCGAGAAGUUGAGGGAACUUUUAAGUGGAUUGUUGGUUAUGGUGACAUCACUUCGCUGCCUUGGUACGGGAGACAACCUGACAAUUCCCAUGGCGGGCAGGACUGUCUCGCUGUCAUGCGCAAUGCCCAUUUUGAUGACGCUAAGUGUGCUGAUAGAAAAGUGUUCGUGUGUGAGAAGGAACAUUGA
Messenger RNA from Ostrea edulis (European flat oyster), 591 nucleotides. RefSeq names its product CD209 antigen-like protein E. The record is from RefSeq and is a predicted model, not a curated record. The transcript has 4 exons. The coding region runs from base 1 to 591 and encodes 196 amino acids. Lineage: Eukaryota; Metazoa; Mollusca; Bivalvia; Ostreida; Ostreidae.